AGCCUAUGGCAAAGUUCUAUGAAGAGGUAGAGAUUAAGUUCAUACAGCAAAAGUGGACAUGUUUGGAUUUCCAACAGCUACCCUGCUGGACUGUCAUGGAAGAUAUGCCCAGAAUGUAGCGUUUUUCAAUGUGAUGACAGAAGCCCACCACAAAUAUGAUCCCUCUGAGGCCACAGGAUCCUCAAGCUGGGAUUUCCAGAGUUCUUUCAGAAGAGAGAAGCUAGAACAAAAAUCCCCAGAUUCUAAGACACUUCCUGAAGAUUCAUCUGGAGUAAGACAAAAGGUAUAUGAUUGCCAGGAAUGUGGAAAAUCAUUUAGGCAAAAAGGUAGUCUAACGUUGCAUGAAAGAAUCCACACUGGUCAAAAGCCCUUUGAGUGUACCCACUGUGGAAAAAGCUUCAGGGCCAAAGGAAAUCUUGUUACACAUCAGCGAAUACACACAGGAGAGAAGCCAUAUGAGUGCAAAGAGUGUGGGAAAAGCUUUAGUCAACGAGGUAGUCUGGCUGUUCAUGAGAGACUCCACACUGGACAGAAACCCUAUGAGUGUCUUAUUUGUCAGAGAAGCUUCAGGAAUCAAAGUAACCUUGCUGUUCAUAGAAGAGUUCAUAGUGGUGAGAAACCCUACAGGUGUGAUCAAUGUGGAAAAGCCUUCAGUCAGAAAGGAAGCUUGAUUGUUCACAUCAGAGUUCACACAGGCCUGAAACCCUAUGCCUGUUCACAGUGCAGGAAGAGUUUCCACACUAGAGGCAACUGUAUUUUACAUGGCAAAAUACACACAGGAGAGACACCCUAUCUGUGUGGCCAGUGUGGAAAAAGCUUCACUCAGAGAGGAAGUCUGGCCAUGCACCAACGAAGCUGCUCACGAAGGCUAACUCUUUGACCAGCCUCUUCAAAGGAAAUUUAUCUUUAUGAAUUAACUGUACAGAAUCUUCUAAAAUCAAGCCUAUCCAAUUCUUGGAAUGAAUGGAAAAUCUUUCAGAAAAGCUGUCAUUUGGCAGAGCAAACUCAUUUCUCCCAAGUCUGGAAAAUAAAUGUUUAUUAUCAUUAUC
Molecule: messenger RNA, 1049 nt
Organism: Elephantulus edwardii (Cape elephant shrew)
Lineage: Eukaryota; Metazoa; Chordata; Mammalia; Macroscelidea; Macroscelididae
Gene: ZNF32
Product: zinc finger protein 32
Exons: 2
Coding region: 59-880 (273 amino acids)
Biological process (GO): regulation of transcription by RNA polymerase II
Molecular function (GO): RNA polymerase II cis-regulatory region sequence-specific DNA binding; DNA-binding transcription factor activity
Source: RefSeq, a predicted model, not a curated record